Molecule: messenger RNA, 2034 nt
Organism: Bufo bufo (common toad)
Lineage: Eukaryota; Metazoa; Chordata; Amphibia; Anura; Bufonidae
Gene: ABCG8
Product: ATP binding cassette subfamily G member 8
Exons: 14
Coding region: 1-2034 (677 amino acids)
Biological process (GO): cholesterol homeostasis
Cellular component (GO): plasma membrane
Molecular function (GO): ATP binding; ATP hydrolysis activity; ABC-type transporter activity
Source: RefSeq, a predicted model, not a curated record
AUGGACGAGAGCAGCGGCAUUGAAUUAAUAAAAACACAAAGGCGAUUCCCUUCUGUAAGAUCUUCUGUAAAAGAUGACUUAUUUGUUCCUGAAGAAGACAACAGCUUGUAUUUUACCUACUUAGGAGCUCCAAAUGUCCUGGAAGUUAAAGAUCUAUGUUACCAGGUGAAUUUAGAUGCUCAGAUCCCAUGGUAUGAGAAGUUGGCAGAAUUUAAAAUGCCUUGGGAAUGGAAUAAAGGUGCCAAGACCUCAGCAAUGACCAACCUGAACUUGAAAGUCACGAGCGGACAAAUGUUGGCAGUCAUUGGGAACUCCGGUUGUGGAACGACAACAUUACUAGAUAUUAUCACGUGUAAAGAUGAAGGAGGAAAGAUCAAAUCCGGUCAAAUCCUUAUUAAUGGGAAGCUGAGCACCAAGCAUCUGGUGAAGAAGAGUGUAGCUCAUGUGGGGCAAGAUGAUCAACUGCUACCCCAUCUGACGGUCCACGAAACACUGUCUUUUAUCGCUAAACUUCGACUUCCCAGAUGGUAUUCAGAGCAGCAGCGGCAAAAACGGGUAGAAGACGUCAUAGCAGAGCUUCGGUUAAGACAAUGUGCAAAUACCAAAGUAGGAAAUGCAUACACAAGGGGAGUAUCUGGUGGAGAAAGAAGAAGAGUGAGCAUUGCCGUACAGCUGCUCUGGAACCCUGGCAUUCUCAUACUUGAUGAGCCCACCUCUGGCCUGGAUAGCUUUACGGCACAUAACCUUGUGAUAACCUUGUCUCGACUGGCCCGCGGAAACCGGUUGGUUCUAUUAUCUAUCCACCAGCCCAGAUCUGACAUAUUCCAGAUCUUCGAUUUAGUUCUUCUUUUGUCGUCAGGAUCCACUAUCUACUCUGGAACAGCAAAAGACAUGGUUCAGUACUUCUCAUUAAUAGGGUACCCAUGUCCUCGAUACAGUAACCCUGCAGAUUUUUAUGUUGAUCUCACCAGUGUCAACUAUCGAACGAAAGAGGAAGAAACGGAAACACUGGAGAGGACACGCUCCCUAGCAGAGAUAUUUUGGGAAAAAGUGAAAGACUUUGAUGAUUUCCUUUGGAAAGUUAAUGAUGGAAACAGGGAACUUCCAUCCAGUGAGACAAGUUUAGUACUGCCCCCUGCUCCUAUGGAAAAGGCAAUCAACGUAGAUGCAAAAGACGCUGAGGAGCUGCCUAAGGGUCUUCAUCAGUUUGCAGUGUUACUGAACCGCCAUGUUUCGAAUGACUUCCGCGAUCUGACCACGUUACUUAUCCAUGGUUUUGAGGCCGUGUUAAUGGCCCUGUUGAUUGGAUUUUUAUAUUACGGACAAGGAGGGAACCCACUCUCUAUACAAGACACAAUUGCCUUACUUUUCAUGAAAGGGUCGCUCACUCCGUUUGCUGUUGUCCUUGAUGUAGUUGCCAAAUGCCAUUCCGAGAGAGCCAUGCUUUUCCAUGAAUUGGAAGAUGGGUUGUAUUCUGUUACCCCAUAUUUUUUUGCUAAGGUCAUCGGCGAGCUCCCGGAACACAUCGCCUUUGUUGUCUUCUACAGUGUCCCCAUAUAUUGGUUGGCAAAUCUAAACCCUGGGGUGGAUAACUUCUUCUUAAACUUCUUGCUGAUGUGGCUCGUGGUCUACUGUAGCCGUGCCAUGGCCUUGUGGAUGUCGGCACUUUUGCCCACAUUACAGAUCUCUUCGUUCAUGAGCAAUGCCAUCUUCACUGCUUCUUAUCUGACUGGCGGAUUCAUAAUCAGACUGGAUACACUUUGGGCAGUGCCAUUCGGGAUCUCCUUUGUCUCUUUUCUCCGGUGGGGUUUUGCAGGACUCAUGCAAGUUCAGUUUACAGAUAUAACAUAUCAUUAUGAGAUCCGAAAUAUCACCAUCAGUGUUCCCGGGAAACUGAUUAUCGAAAGCUUGCAAUCGGAUGCAUACCCUCUGUACGCCUCGUUUCUUCUGCUCAUCGGCAUCAGUGCUGGCUUUCUUGUAUUAUAUUACUUAGCCCUCAGGUUUGUUAAGCAAAAAUCAAGUCAAGAUUGGUAA